GGCCCAUUUGCAAUUUCAUUUGGUGUUUCACUUCCUGAAAUAUUUCAUAAAUGAAAUGAUGGGCUACAACAAUGAAAGAGCAAAUUACAUUGGCACCUCACUAUGAAAUGAGGAAGAGACGGUCGAUGCACUUGAUCGUAGGAGGCGCAACAAAUCCUCUCAAAAGGUAGGAUGAAUCCCUUACAACCUCAGCAAAUGCUAGAUUUUCUAUUGGAAGACGGAAAAGGGAAGCCCAAAAAAAAAACCAAAAUUAUUGUUGUUAGCAAGUUGGUGAAAUACCUGGCAGUAAUAACAUGGCGAUAAGAACAUACAAAUCAUCAUCUAUCGUUUACCACUUGUCACCACCAUCCUACCAUUGUGACAGAGGGGGUAGAAGUGGUAUAAUUAGUUCACUUUUUUUCCAUAAACAUAUUGAGAAUUUAUCUUAUUUUGUAAAUCAGAUUCAAAUCGACGACUUCAUCGCGCUGAUUAGGUGUUCAUAUGUUGUGGUCUACACUCUACAUAUACAAAUAUACAUUAUAGGAACAAUAUCAAGCUUUAUAUUUUAUGAGUCUAAAAGGGAUGAACGUUUAACUCUUGAGUGGUUAUUCAAAGUAUUAAGUAUGUGUAUAUAUUGGGGAAUUCUACGGUACCCAGUGUGAAAUACGGGGUAUCACAUACCUUGAGUAAGAAAACACUAUCCAGAACUUGAAUUGAUUGAUCUUUUGGACAUUACACUAUACUCUAACCCUUAAAGAUCAAAAUCUAGGUCUUAAUUCUCUAAAUCUUAUACCCCAAGAUCAAUUUAAUUAGAAACAAUAAUCGACGGUUAUAAUUCGUCCAAAUAUAGGGAAAAAAUCAAUGCACCAUCUUAGGGUUUAUAGUUUAUGAUUUAGAUAAUUAGGACCUAGGGUUCACUCAUUAAGGGUUACGGUAUAGUAUCAUGCCCAAAAAUCUUGCUAAUUCGAGGUCUAGAUAGUGUUUUAAAACUCAAGGUAUGCGGUCCCUGGAUUUCACUCGAGGUACCUUAGAAGUCACCAUAUAUAUUAGAUAUAUGGCUAAUUAUUUAUAUGGUUAAUUUGGUUUGGCUGGUUAGGAGUGUCUGAAACCAAACCAAACCACCUAAACCAAACAAGCUAAGAAUUUCAACCAAACCAAACCAAUUAUCCAAACGAACCAAAUUAAAUUAUCCAAAUAGUACUGAUUAAAACGAUUACUAUGGUAACCACACAAUUUGAACACCACUGUACAUUAUGCUUUCUAGGAUUGAUGCACAUCUUGAGCUACGCAAUGCCAAAUAAUUACAACCUAGCUCUUGAAUAAAGUUCUUUACAUAUUUGUAAUAAUCCAUUCCGGCUUUGAUUCUUUCUCCCGUGUUUUGAUUACAAUCCCAAAAGUGUUCUUUGCAAUUUCCAUAUCUUCUGAUUUGACGAGAAACUGAUUGCAGUCUAUUCACUCUCCAAUCGUAUCUCCCUGACCUUCAUUUCUUCCAACUGUACGAACCCACCAGUUCCACACUCUACCACAGUCCUACCAUAGCUUACUCGUGCAAGUGACAGCAGAGACGCAACCCACCAUAACCCCAGUUUCUUCCCAUAGCUAGUCUUCUCCAUUUUCAUUCCCCCCCCCCCCCCCCCCCCCCCCCCUUUCCCGAUGCUCUGUUUUUACCAUUCCCAAAAGAAGAAGAAAAAAAAGGAACAAUGUCGAACCAGACGCCUUCCUUCGUCAAAGUUUUGGUUGGAUGUUCAUCCAUGAAGCUGCUGAGAAUUCCAGAGUCAUUCAUCAACCAAUUCGGCCAAGUUUUGCACGGGAAAGACAAUGGUCUCCACCAAGGCGACCAUCUGGUUUUCAACUUCACCGGGCACAGAACCGUCGAAGUUGUCUCUUACGACCCAACUGGCUGCGUCAAGAGAAAUGCUGAAGUUCAGACCAGCGAUCCUGAGUCGAGACCACGAGAAGCUCCAAUUAAGACAGAGUCAGAAGAAGGGUAUUCCUCCGGCAAUGCUCCUCGAGGUUCGGCUGCUUGCUUCCAAGUGGUUUACAAGAAGUACAUGAACCAUAGUGUGUGUAUUCCACUGAGAUUUUGUAAAAUCGCGCGGCUGGAAAUGAAGAACAGUGCCCAACUUCAGGAUCCAAGGGGAAAAUUUUGGCCAGUUAAACUAAUCUCCGGCGGCAAGGGACCAAGGAAAAGGUUCGGUGGUGGUUGGCUUGUCUUUGCUGCCGCUAAUGGCGUCGCUGUUGGAGACAGAAUCGAGUUCCGUUACAAGUCUGAAUCGGGUGUCUUCCAGGUGAAGAUACAUAAACCAAAGAAUAAUACUUGCAACGAUUCUCGAGUUGGGAAGCGGCAAUGGAAGAGAGCUGAUGCUGCAAAUCCUGAAAGGAACAAGCCUCGUCCAAGCUAUGAAAGGAACCCAGAAACAGAGAAAUCCCUCAAACCCAGAAAAGGUUUGCAGAGGAAAAGAGGAGCUCCAACGAAGGCAAAGUCCAGAAAAGGCCAUUCUUCUGGCAACAACGCUCCUCCAGGUUUGGCUGAUUCCUUCCAAAUCGUUUACAACAAGCACAUGGAACGUUCUACUUAUAUGUGCGUGCCGGUGAGAUUUUCUGAAGCCACGAAACUGUCGCGCAAGAAAACUGUUCAGCUUCAAGACCCAAGUGGGAAAUUGUGGGCAGUUUCUGUAAUCUCGGUAGGGAAGGGGCUUCAGAGACGGUUCAGUGCUGGCUGGCGUGCCUUGGCUGCUGCGAACGGCGUGGCUGUCGGAGACAGAAUCGAGUUCAGUUACAGGCCCGAAUCGGGUUUGAUCCAGGUGAAGAUACAUAGAGAAAGGUGUAAUGCUGGCAAGGAUCCUGAAGUUGGGAGGAAACGGCCGUGGAAGAGAAGUGGUUUUUGUCGAUCUUGAAAGGAUCAUAGUGCUUGAUUGAGAAGUUCAUGAGAGGAAGCAAAUAUCUUUUGGUGUAAUUCUGCAGACUGGUUGUCAAAGCUUUCAUAAUUCGUGUGUGUUGUAGUGUAAGUUGUUAGAACUUGUUUGGUGUACUGUCUUCUUUUCUUGGAAGGAAAAAUGAAGGUUGAUAGUAGCGUGACAUGCUUGUAUUGUCAACGGUGAUCGGAUAAGUUUGAACCAUAUAUAAUUCUGCUCAAAAUAAUCACUGAUUUACUGUUGGUGUAUAUUGCGUGUAAAGAUUUAACGACAUGAUGCUACUCAAGUUACUUACAAUGACAACAUUCUUUUCAACGUAGAGGAAUUGUUCUUUUUUAUUAUUAUUAUUACCUAAGGGUACCGACAUCUCCUUGAGAGCUCUAUUUUGAGUUAGUAACACUUACUAUGCUUGUUUGCAUACUGUCGUGAUUGUCAUGGUAUUGUAGUAUAUGCUGUCAUCUGAUAGCAGAACUUGUUGGAUGUACUAUUUCCUCUCUUUAGAAACAAAAACGCCACAUAAGAAAGCAUGAGUCGCACU
Linum trigynum is the source of this 3432-nucleotide messenger RNA. Lineage: Eukaryota; Viridiplantae; Streptophyta; Magnoliopsida; Malpighiales; Linaceae. The record is from the annotation of a GenBank genome assembly.